GGCUGCGCGCUGGCCGGAGCGGGUGGUGUGAGGCUAUGUCUCCCGCGGGCGACUGCUCCAGCCCUCUGCUGCAGGAGCCGGGCGCGGCCGCGGAAGCGGGCGACCGGCACGCCAUCAAGUGCGUGCUCGUGGGCGACGGCGCCGUGGGCAAGACCGCGCUCGUCGUCAGCUACUCCACCAACGGCUUCCCCAGCCGAUACGUGCCCACCGCCUACGACACCUUCACAGUGGUGGUCCGGGUCGACGGGCGGCCGUACAGCGUGCAGCUCUGCGACACAGCGGGCCUGGACGCGCUGGACCCGGUGCGCGCGCUGUGCUACCCGGACGCGGACGUCUUCCUGGUGGUGUUCAGCGUGGUGGCGCCGGCGACGCUGCGCUCCGUGGAGCGGCGCUGGGCGCCCGAGGUGCGCCGCUGCUGCCCCGACGCGCCGCUGGUGCUGGUGGGCACGCAGGCCGACCGGCGCCGCGACGCCCGCCUGCUGGCCGAGCUGUCGGCGCGCGGCCAGGCGCCCGUGUCCAGCGCCAGGGCGGCCGAGGCCGUGCGCGCCGUGGGCGCCGCUGUCUACGUCGAGACGUCGGCGCUCACCCAGAGGGACCUCAAGGAGGCCUUCGACCAGGCCAUCGUCUGCGCGCUGCGCCGCCGCGGGCUGCUGCGCCCGCCGCCCCCGCGCCGGAAGAAGCCCUCGGGGCUGCUGUGCUGUUGCCGCCGCUAGCUUCCGCCCCCGCUUCCGGCGCAGCGACGCUACCGGUCCAAUUCCCCGUUCUCCGUCGGUUAUCCACUGUCGAUGCAACACCGCGAGGAGACAUACCACUUCAUCUAUAGGUGCUGCCAAUUACGAACUGGUGAUACCACAUCAAGACUAGUGCUACAGACAGAGGAGAUGCUACAGCAACCUUUUCAGUCCUACGUGCCCACAUCUUCAUUCAUCUCUAGUUAUCCAUUUACCAGGAACUGACGAUCCAACACCGAGGCAGAAGAGGUACUACAUCCCCUGGUGCUCUGAAGCCUGCCUCCAACGACUCCCAAAAUGGCUCGUCGGUGUGAUGCAACAUCAGGACAAAUGCUACUGCACUAGAGGAUGAAGACGUGCUAGGCCCGUCUGCAACAGCGUCGUAACACUACCCGCCCGAUUCUGCUUUCGUCUGCUCACUGGGAACUGAUGGUAUGGCAUUAAUAUGAGGCACCACUGUUGUGGAGGCAUAAGACGUACCCCACAUCGGCUGGGACUGCCAAUCCUGCGUCUGCUGGCUUUCGAAACUAGUCCAUUUUCAUAAGCUCUUAGUCCCAAAAUGACUCGUCAGUCAGAGUUUCUCACUGUCUAAUUGGUGACGCAACAUCGGGAGAAAUGGUACUGCACUAGAGGACGAAGAUGUGCUAGGCCCGUCUCCAACAGCAUCGCAACACCACCCGCCCGUUUCUGCAUUCGUCUACUUUGUGGGAACUGGUGGUAUGGCAUUAAUAUGGGACAUCACUGUGCUGGAGGCAUAAGAGGUGCCGUACAUCGGCUGGGACUGCCAAUACUGCAUCUGCUGGCUUUCGAAACAUCAGCUCUUAUAAGCAGCAAGUGACAUCCCGGCGGGUUCUACUGUCCUAGAGGAUGAAGAGAUCUACAUCCAUACUCCGCAAGCCACCUGACGGUGUAUGGUGGAGGGUACGUUCAGUACCUCUAUCGGUUCCCCCUUUUAUUCCAGUCUCGUAUUCUAAGCCUUUCUGCAACACGGUCUUAACAUGCCAGUUUCUUCAUCCAUCCCGACAUCCACUUACCAGAAACGAACUGUGCAAUAUCGAGACGAUUAUCAGUGGGCUACGAAACCUGCCUCAACCAUCUCUCAAAAUCGGUCGUCCACUUUAUAAUCCAGUAUCAGAUGCCCUCUGUUCAACUGGUGACGCAACAUGAAGACAACUGCUGCUCUACAAGAGGACGAAAGAUGAUUGGCCUGUCUCCACCACUCCCUCAAACGUGACUGUCCACGUCCGCAUAUUAGGAACUGGCGAUGUACCAGCAUGAGUAUCACACUACUCAGUCAUAAAAGGUGCCCUCCGUCGGCAGACUCUGACAGUCCUACGUCCGCUGGCAUUCAAAACUGGAGCUCCUUUACAAAUUUCGCUAUCAUUUACUCACUGCCGAGUAACGACAACUGGUGAUAUGGCAUGGAGACAAAAUAUGUGCUAGAGGAUGAAGAGGUGUAAGGGUUCUCUAGGCUAAACAUCUCAAUCCAGUCCGUCCAAUUCUUCAUUCACUACCGGUUUACUAAUUUCUCUUAGUGGGGAGUUCCAAGACACUUACUACACUGCUUGACACAACAGCAGUGCUACAUUUCCUGGCGCUGCCAAGGCAAUGAACGAGAGGAAGUGCUACCUGGAGGUUCUGACCGUGCUGUAUCUGCCAGCGGUUCAAGUUUGUCAGUUCAGCACUUGACAUUUGGUUAUGCACUCUCCAUUUCUGAGAACAAGUGAUGUGUCAUCAGAAGAAGAAGACCUCCUCGUGAAGGGCAAUAGUGACUACAGUCCGACGCCUGUUUCCAGCACUUAACAGUCACGGGUCAACUAAUUCUUCAUUCACUGACUUCAUCAGUAACUGGCAAUGCGACAACAAGAUGAACGUAACUACUCCUGAACUAGUAAUGAUUCGCCGCCUGCUGUUAGGAAAUCACUGUCAUCUUAUUGAACUUUAUUGUAUCUGUGACACGUGGAUGCCUCGAGUUGCGCUCUUCCUAACCAUUCUUUAGUUUUUUUGUAAUGUAAAAGUGUAGAUCGGGUUCUAUGAAGCCCAGUAGCCUCGAAUGAGAUGCGCAAUGAAUAAAUAAGUAGCGCUGAAUAUUUAGUAUCAUUGCUGACAACGAGAGAAUCUGUUAGAGAAGUGAUGUCCUGCACAGAUAAGAUACUGUCAGUUCGCAGACGUGCUGAUUUGUGUCCAACCGUCACCGGUCAACCAUUCCAUUUGUAGUUUCUAACCAGGGAAAGUUGCCACAUAUCACAAUGGGAAAAUCGGUUGCCGUCACAGGCAUCCCUUUAACAACUUCGUCUUCCCAAUGGAAAUGUACUCCUAAUGUUUUUUUUUCAGACGUACAGUGUACAGUUUGAUGCCACGUAUUCACUGCCCACUGUGACAGAAUUAUCAAUAAAUUAUCUAUAGUCUCCUAUUGGAGUUUUUAAGAGAGAAUUUCUGCAACUCAUUACUGUUUCUGAGAGCUUAUUGCAAUUCUUUUUACUUCGGUGUCAGUCACCCAUGAGCAUUUGGUAACAUGCAUUAGUUGAUGGGGCUUAAAAUUUAAAUAAGAAUUGAUCACCACGAAUGUUGUGUUACUCCUAGAUAACUAAAAUAUUUUCAAAUCAAGGAUUCGGUCUACUAUUCCUGUUUCUUUAAACAGCCAUUACAUUUUCUUUUAGAACUACGAUCUACUCGGUAACAUAUUAUUAUAAUUUUCACUCCCUGAUUUUAUAUUCUAGAGGAAAUUGAUGGAUGCAGAUGAUCCAUUCGUAUGUGUCCGUCAUAGUCGGCCAAAUUUUUCCUUACUAGGGAGCUAAAAUUAAAACAUAUUCCAAUUGUCUGAGUGACGAAUUUGCUUGUACGAAUUAUUUAAGAUUAUUCAUUUCAUUUGCUACCUAGAGCACAGAUUUCAUACUCUUUUUGAGUUUAUUUCUCAAGAAGCUCAUUUACUUAAACAGUGAAACGUAUUUGAGGGUUCCGCCAAGAGCAAAACCACUGCUUCUUAUAGUUUACUAUUUCCCAUGCAUGUUUCGCUGCUGUUACUCCAUCCCUAGACCUUAUGCCUUUAUUGUAUUUAGCUACAUUUGAUUCGUCGUGUUAUCCUUUGCUUGCUGUCGUCUGCAAUUUUGUUGCUGUUUGUAUUGGUUUUCAAACCUUUACAGUCCUGUCUCUCAAAAACAAAAGUACGCAUUCCUAUGUUGUUUAAAAAGGAACGAAACUACAGAUGAGAAAAUUGUAAAAAAAUCUAUCACCAGAAAUGCAGAAGGUAGACAGCAACUCCAGCAACGGAAGAGAACACUGUACGACGUAAAAGCACCGAAACAUUUCUGUGAAAUAUUGAACAAGAAGAAAUAGUUUUCAAGUUAGAGUCCUGAAAUACAUUUCGUAGAUAAAAUAUUUCUUAGCACGAAAGAAAUGGGUUCAGUCAGCCCCUGCACCAUUUUACGAUACAAAGUUCGUGAACGAGUCACACUUAACACCUCUAUUACGCGAAUAAUGGUACGAUUCCAUGAUACAGCAUUGUACCACAAUGAUUACAGGUAAAACAAACUACACAAACCACUAGUAAGAGGAACUCAAAGUUUCUUUAAAACAUCGUUCGCUGGUACACAGCGCUUGUUCACCGCCGGCUGAAACGUUGUCUUGGAAACAUGUGCCCCCCCCCCCCUCCCCCCUACGUAGAUGCUGUUCACACCCAUCACACCUGGUGUGUUUCAAGACUCAUUUCAUUCCCCUAAUAAGUUAUCAAAAUAUCUCAGCCCAUGGACAUUACAAUGGUAAUUCCAACCCAUAUAGAUCUUCUCUGCAGAAAAGGAGGCAAUAUUAGUAAUACUGCACUUGAAUAUUUUAUUGUACGUCAGAUUUGUUGUCUAUAAUGAUAUGAAUAAUAAGAUUACAUUAAAGAGAGAUCCUAAAGUUCCUACGCUGAUGCUAUUAUACUGCUGUAGUAUUUUGUUACAGAACGAACUGUAAGACUGAUUAGCAGUUCACGUAAUGUAGGAAAAUAUUUUACAAUACUAUUUUAGGACUUUAUAUAAACUUUUAACUCUAUCAAACGCAGUCUAUGAGAAUAUUUCUUCUGCAUUAACAACUGCAUGUUUGAGAGUAAGAGGAAAAACAAGAGGUUUUUUUUUUGUAGAAAUAUUAGAGAAGUGAGUGUUUAAGCGGAACUUUUGUAUGUUGCAAAGAGAACAUUCUUCACUCUCGAUGAAGGCAACGUUAUCGAUUGACAAUUGAAAAAAUGUCGUUAAGAACUUAUUAAAUACUUUAUUACAAGCAAGCAGAAAGUUCUUGUCGUCGUCGCUUCAUGUAAAUGUUAUCUUUAACUUUCGACUAGUUAUGUGUUUCAUUCAUUUGGAUGUAUGCAGAACAAUCCAGUAUUCAUCUGGAUGCAUGCAGAAGAUACGCGAAAAUGAAGUACUUUGUUGCAGAAUACUGCUUUCCAUUUAUAAACUGCUGAUAGGAAAUUGUGUCUUCUUGAUUAGGUGCAAGUCUUCUUACAAAGUUGUCGCUCAUAUAUUGGUAGAAAUCAUUUACCAACUAGGUAUACCAGGUGAACCAGUUGGGUAUUUUUCCCUGUGUUGUGAUCCACAUAUGGAAAGCAGGCUAUAAUGCAAACCCUAAAGGUAAACUCUUUAUUGCUUUCAAUGUUAAUAGCAAAUAAAUAUUCGUGAAAAAUAACGAAGGAGAAAAGUUAUUUAUUAUAGAAACGUUAAUUUCCAAUAACAAAGAACGUUUGAUUAUCUUUUCUGGAUCGUACCAAAAAAUUCUAUUUCCUUGAUUCAUUGUAACAGUUUUUACUUGGAUAAAAUCACUUUAUUUUAUAAUGAAAUUAAAACUACGGAAGUAACAGGUGCUUCUACUGCAACAGACAAUAAUUUAGUGUACAGUUUGAUCACGUAUUUAGCAAAUAGUGAAAAUUUAGUACAUGAUAAUUACUGUCUCUGUUUAUAAGACAUCAUGAUAGAAUAUCAAAUACUAAAUAAACGUAAGCUAAAUAAAUUUCUAGAAUUAUGUGACGUUAAAAUUCAAUCAAACUUUUUCGAGCGAUGGCAGUUAUCCCUUAAGGAAAACCUCAAAGUUCUGAAAAUGUGACUGUAUACUGUGAAUAAUUAUUUAAUUAGUAAUAUUCGUAUCGAAUAAUCUCAUUGUGCAUGUCAUAUUAUUUGUGAUAUAAACAAUUAAGACGAACUGUUGAGGUAUUCAGAAGCUGUGAUACUUUUUGUAAGAGUGUUGUUUGUUAUAUAUAAAAGGUUGUUUGUAUAUUAUUUAUCAAUGCAAUAAAAUACAUAAAAUCAU
Messenger RNA from Schistocerca gregaria, 6011 nucleotides. Its product is annotated as cell division control protein 42 homolog. The coding region runs from base 36 to 713 and encodes 225 amino acids. Gene Ontology annotation, biological process: small GTPase-mediated signal transduction. The transcript is spliced from 3 exons. The record is from RefSeq and is a predicted model, not a curated record. Gene Ontology annotation, molecular function: GTPase activity; GTP binding. Lineage: Eukaryota; Metazoa; Arthropoda; Insecta; Orthoptera; Acrididae.